AGAUGGCCACGCUGGAUCAAUGAAACGCGAGAAAUCGUAGUAAAAACAGAAAUUGACAAGUGCGCGGUCGAAUAUCGAGGACCGAUCACGGUGUAAAUGGAACAUGGGGAAGGAACAUGAGCUGCUCGAGGCAGCGAGGAACGGAAACGUCACCGUGGUCGAAAAAAUACUCGUACAAAGAGCCAAGAGGAGUGGUCCACUGGCAAGUUUACGGCGGGGKCCGGGUGCUAACGUACAAGAUGCCAGUGGAUAUACGGCCCUUCAUCAUGCAGCACUCAAUGGUCGUCGUGAAAUAGUGAAGUUAUUGCUCCAAUAUGAGGCUUCCACAAACGUCGUAGAUGCUAAAGGAUCUUCGCCACUUCAUUUGGCAGCUUGGAAAGGUGAUACUGAAAUCGUGCGAUUAAUUCUUAGGCAAGGACCUUCGGUACCUAAAGUUAAUCUAGCGACAAAGGACAAUGAGACGGCCUUGCAUUGUGCCGCACAAUAUGGACACACGGAAAUAGUGGCGCAGCUGUUGGACUACGGAUGCGACGCAAGUAUCCGCAACAGCCGCGGAGAAUCUGCUCUCGACCUCGCAGCGCAAUAUGGCAGAUUGGAGACAGUGGAAUUACUCGUGCGAACCCAUCCAGAAUUGAUUGAAUCUUUACGAAAUUCUUCCUCGUCUUUGAUCUUCCCACACACUCCGUUGCAUUUAGCAUCACGUAAUGGACAUAGGGCCGUUGUGGAAGUUCUGCUUGCUGCGGGAGUGGACGUCAACACAAGAACGUCUGCUGGCACAGCGAUGCACGAGGCGGCACUUUGCGGUAAGAUGGAGGUUGUCCGAGCGCUUCUGGACAGAGGCGUGGAUUUGGGAAUCAGGGACUCUCGUCAAAACACCGUUCUGGACCUUUUGGGACAAUUUCCGCCACACGUCACCCAAGAUAUUACAGCUGUAAUAAAAAGGCACAGGUCCUCUUCCGGAGUGGAAAGCGAUGCCGACAGUGAGAACUUGCCACCGAUUCCGGUUCAGGGUGGCGACUCAUUGGGCAGCCCCUACGAAAACGUACGCCCAGGGGAUGAUCUUUCUCCGGCGGAAGAGACGUCGCCCACCCAAUGGCAGUUCUAUCAUAAGCCUCGGGACGAUGAUCGUCGUGUUUCCGGAACUUCCGUUAUUUCUUUUGAAGAUGAGCAGAAUAGGGGACCAGUGAAUGGAGUACGGAGGACUCUCCCGCAGACAGAGGAUUACUCCGACCCCAGUUCAAUCUUCGACAGUGUUCUCAUGUCUAUGUCUGACACUCUCAACUCCAUAAAUACUCUUGAAAGUUCUGACCAAACACCGGAAGACAAAGCACAAAACACUAUCAUCUCUUCUAGAACACCGUUACAACCACGCGACACGACAGGGGGUUCGGAUAGUGGAUUGUAUCAAACACCACCUGUACCAAGAGGAACCAUGGAGGGUAGCUUCGUGUCGGAGGAUCUGUCCUUGACAUUGCCCACAGGAUACGGUGGUAACAGGGAGUCCGAUCAAUUGAGCGUUUCCUCGUCCUCCAGCGUUGGUGGACCAAGCCCACGGGAACGACGAUGUUUACCCAACGAUUCUGGUGUCCCUGGGAUUUACUUACCAAUGGCGCCCCUGUCCAGCUCACUUCAUAGCCCUGCCUCUAACAGCAAAGUCUCGCCAACACCACCGAAGAAACCACCGAGGCGUAACCUAUCGGUUUCGCCAACGCACCUGCAGACUCAAAUGUCACUUUCGGCGGACUGUUCGUUGGGUCCGAGUAACUACGAGUACUUGUUCUUGGCGCGUAGCGGUGCGCGUAGUCACAUAGAUCUCGAGCAGCUACAAAAACGUCGUGAGCAAUUACGACACGUGACGAGAAGCGUUGACCAAUACGUAGAGAUGAAGUCUCGUUUCGUGCCGUCCAUGGAAAGUGGUACCAAUCGACGAGAGGGAAUACCGGUAGCGACAGCAACGACAACAUCAAAUACCAACGUAGAACCAAUAGCGAUAACGUCAAUUUACGAGAAUCGUCCAAUAAAAAUGUUAAAUCCAAGAAGGAAACUUCGUAGACACGCUUACGAAGGCUAUGAACUUGAUAACAACGGUCCUUGCGUCGAUAAAUCGCCAUGCAGUGAAAACGACUCGAUACACCAAGAACAAACCUUCGUCUCAAACGCUUUUCUCACCUUGAAGUCUUCCCAAGAGAGCUUGCUAGACGAAAAACGAGAGAUUCCAGAGGGUGGGUUUACAAUAAUGGUUCAGGAUGGUAGAGAGGCCACGGAUAAGAGACUCAGGCGUGUUCAAAUGAUGUUCCCCACGAGCCCAACUCAUUACGUUCAACCACCGACUCCCGAUCAUCCGCCACCUUCCGCCAUGCAAGCUGAAAAGUCGAUUCAUGAACGUAUUCGUCCGUUGAGCCAGGUAUACAAAAGAAGAUCUCGCGACAUGGAAACGGAAACUGACGAGGAUUUGCUACAGUUUCCAGCAAGCGGUUCUCUAGAUGCAUCCAGCGGAUCUUUAUCGAGCGUUUCUCUUUCGGACAAGAGCAUGUCUACCGACAACGUUGAGGAAUACUUCGGAGACGUGCCCUUCGCAGGUUUGUUAAAGGGUUCCGUCACGGCGGAGCGGCCGCGUACAUUGCGCCGCUUGCGGAACGUUUACGGACAAUCUGCAUGCGGAAUAGGAACCGGCGGGGAGGGUGGCGGAGGUGGUGGUGGAGAACGUCCAGAAGACGACGAAGUAAAUUUCCGAUUAUCGGAUAGGGAUCGUGAAAGAGACGAAAAAUCACUUAGCAUUAUGAGUCCGUUCGAUGAACAAGAAGAAUGGGCUAAAAUUUCUGAGAUUAUGGCAUCUUUCGGCACGGGACUCGUUCGAGAAUCGGUUUUCGUCACUGAACUUGAAAAAGAAUUCCAAACGAGAUUAGGUUUAAGUUCUGAUACCAGCAGCAGUCCUAUUGUUUCCACGUCGGUCGGUCAAUGGUUAGCAAGUUUAGGACUCGCUGAUUACGAAUCUCUUUUCAUAGACUACGGUUUCGAUGACCUCGAGUUUAUAAAUGGAGUUUUGGACGAGUCCGACUUGAGAGACAUGGGAAUCAAUAGCGAUCAAGAACGUGCGAUAAUCAUGGACGCUGCUGGUUUGUUGAAUAAACGCGUAGAGAAACGUCUUGGUAAUCACUGUCAAAGUGUGGACGAAUGGCUGAAAAGCAUUCACAUGGAGAACUAUAUGGAAACCUUUAGAAAACAUCUUUACACUGACAUGGAUCGUGUUAGUCGCAUUUGGGAAGUCGAGUUGGCAGCAGUAUUGGAAAUUCAAAAGCCGGCACAUCGAAAACGAAUUUUGGCUUCGGUCAGUGGACCGAAUCCUCGACCUCAAACGCGAAAUGGCACUGGUCCUAACCUGGAGGAUCUCAAUAAGGAUCUAAACACUUUGAAAACAAACAUACAACAACUGAAGGAGGAAAUACGAGAAAAAUUGCCGGAAACAACGGGGGAAAGUAACGGGGGUAGUGUUCCAGUAACCGUGCCAAAUUCUACGAACACGGGUACACUUAGGCAUCGCAAAAACAGACCAGCACCACAACCACCUCAGCGACCAAGUUCACACAAUGGUGCAAUUACUGCUCCUGAACAGCUCGAAAUCAGAGCACCUUCGGAACUAUUAUUUGGUGUACCAUCUACCUUGAAAACGCAAUGGAGGCAUCAACCCAAGGCUCUAGUCACUGGUUGCGUCACUUACGUCGCCAACUACCUGGGCUCCACCGUCGUGAAAGAGUUAAGAGGCACCGAGUCGACCAAGAAAUCUAUUCAGAAACUCAAGAAGACUUGUCGUGACACCAGAGUCACGCCUGACAUAACCCUUGCUAUCUCUUAUCGAGGCGUUCGCUUUCUGAAUACAUUGACCAAUGAGCCAAUAUGCGAACAUGAGAUACGCAACAUUCACUGUGCUUGUCAGGAUGCCGACGAUCUCACACAUUUUGCCUACAUCACCAAGGAUCACGCGAGUCGCACGCAUUUCUGUCACGUAUUCUGCGUGCCAACAAUGGACCAAGCAACCGAAGUCAUCCUAACACUGGGCCAAGCAUUCGAGGUAGCUUAUCAGAUGGCAUUGAGAGACAAGUUAGGGGGACACGCUGUGCGUUCUCAAUCGGCUAAUCAGUUAGUUUCGCUCACUGGCACAACUAAAUCCAGUGGGAUAAUGGCAAAGACAUCCUCUCCCGAUUCAACUAUUGAACAGGUCCGAGAAAGCGAUCAUGAGAUCACUGCAACCAUUCCAAGUAAUCACAAUUCAACAUCGAAUCUCAAAGCAAAGUCACGAUCCAAGUCCAUUCCUAAUCCCAACGGUCAUUCCGUGAGCACCUCGCAAGAAACGAACUCCAGUUCCAGUUCUGGUUCGAACGUAACAGCCAACUGUACGAAUUCAGCGUCGAGUCCCAGCUCGAAUUCAGCUGCUAGCUCGCAUUCGAAUACCAGUACCAACCAAACUACCGCAAAAUCUCUAUUAACUCAUGGUCGUUCUCAUUCCGUAAACGAUAUCAAAGUGAACGGGAAUCAACUGAAGUUAGCACCUCCGGUACCGGUAGACGACAUAGGAGUCGGUGUCAAAGAUAUGAAACCUGGUUCUCGAGCACCAAUAGCUCUAUCCGAGGAACUUUAAACUAUUUUCUUCGGAUUAAUUGGAUUUUAAUUGGGUAUACGUAUUUUUAGAUUCGAUAAUCGUUCGUCAUUUCGAUCGGUCUCGGACUUAUAAUAUUAUUUUUGGCCUACUAUCGAGAAUUCAUCGAUCGUUCACUCGUUCAACGAUGUACGAGCAUUCCCUCGCGUUUGUUUAGCGAUUUUUCGCUUUAUUGUUUUUCUUAUUAAGAUUACAGUAAUGUCGAAUAAUUGCUAUCGAAAGUUAAAUCAAUGUUAAAUAAUCGUUUGGAAUUUUGCUCGAACCUAGUCACACUAAGUAAAAUGCAAUCGGAAGAACGUGAAUAUUUCUUUAGAAUUAAUAACGAACCAUCGAUUGAACUUCGAAGAUACGAAGAUCCCGUUGGUGAUAAUACCGUUUUAUCAACCUGUUUAAUUUCUAGUUUCUGUACAACAUAACUUAGAUAUGUACAUUCUGGCAGGAUAACAUCGUGCACUUUUCAACUACUAUUAAACGUAUGUACAUUCAUAUGGUCUUGAAAAUACGCGAAGGUAAGUAACGUAUAUUAUUUCUUCAAUGACGAAAUACUCUGUGAUUUUAAUGACGCACACAUUGAUCAAUCGGUUAAGUUCGCCAAGAUUUUUUCAAAAUUUGCAAUUAUAAUUUUUAAUAUUAUAUUGAUCGUCAUAAUUCGAUAAUAAUGACCAUUUAAAUAUAUAUAUAUUUUAUUCUUUGAAGAUAAUCGAAUUACGCGACAAUCGUUAUAAAAAAUACGAAUCUUUUUGAGUAUUCGCAUAAAUUGUGUCCGAAAGUAUAUUUAUUCGGUGAAAAGAAAUACAUUCAAUUAAUUGCUAUUAUGGAAAUUUGUAAGAUUUUAAACGCGUGCGUUAAUAUUUUCUAAUACUAUCGUAUUAACGAUCAUUCGUAAUUAAUUUUAAACGUAUUCGCGUAUUUUGAGCAUAUCUUCUUACGUAUUCUUAUAUGAGUAAUAAUAUAAAAAAAAAAAGAAAAUGAAUUACAUAUGUGCGUCAUAUUAUCCCAACGAAAGACCAUUUUAUUAAGUUCGAGUCGAUUUAUCUGUCACAUUCCCAUUGAAAAAAAAAUGGAAGGGAAAAAGGAACAAGAAACUUAGUGUAUCAUGACCCACGUCACACAACAUAAACACAUAUUACACGGAUAUCGCUUCAUCAACCCUUCCACAAUUAAUUAUUAACAAUGACUGAGAUUCUGAGGCUGAAAAAAAAAGAAACCAAUCUUUUUCCGUCAAUCGAAAAAGAUUGGACGCGAAAGCUGCGUGACGUUCGAUCACCACAUUUCUCUGAAUAAUUUUUAAUAAUUUUUUUGUUAUUUAUUUUUUUCAAAUUUUUCUCCAAUUUUCCAUUCAAAGUGGCCACUGUUUUUUCGACGUUUCAUUAUUCAAGACUGAGAGUCCUUAUCUCGUUUGAUACUUCGCGUUAAGCAUAAUAUUAUUAUAAUGAUUAUAUAUAUAUACGUAUAGAUAACAGUAGCUGUAUUUAUUGUGUAUUAACUAAUCCGACGAACCUCGCGAUUAAAUGACGAUGCUUUAGCAAAAAAAAAAACGCGAAAAAAUAAAAUAUAGAAAUAUAUAAAUCUAUAUAUAUAUUAUAGAUGAUAUAGUUAUGUAUGCAUAUGUAUAUACACUAUAUAUGUAUACAUAAUUAUAUCUUUAUUAAAUUAUAUUAAUACUCCUUAGAAAAUGAUUGACGAACGAGCGCAAAAAAAGAAAAGAAGAAAAGGAAACAAGAUAUAGAAGACACGAUGAUGAGAAAAAUUUUUGUUCGAAUGCAGCUAUGGAUCAAAAAUUCUUAUAAAAGAUAGACGAUCUUAAAAAGGAGCGAUAAAGGAUACGAUCAAAUCGAUGCUAAAUAAGAUAAUAAUAACGUAUUACAUGUAGGAGGAGGAGCUGGAGGGGGGGGGCAUUGAUAAUCGUUUUGUCAGGAUAUAUAUUUUUUGUUCUUUCCGCAAGCGAGCCUAAAAAGAACCUCAUAGAUAUUCCUGAGACUGUAGUAAUACUCGAAUGUGAUUACGAUUUGUUCUAAAGAAUGAACAAUGAAAAAUAUAAAGAAGGGGAUAUGAUCAAGAAACUAUAGAGUUACGAUUAUAUAAUAAAAGAAAAAAAAGGUUCGAAAAAAAAUAAUGAAACCUCUUUACAAACCGAAAUUCAUUUUCAUUUUGUAUAUCACAUUGAAUUCGAAAGUUUCACUAUAAUGUAAAAUAAAUUCUUCAUCUGGCACACAAUUAUCAUUCGUUAUUAUUUUAAUUGUUUUCUUAAUUGAGAUAUUAUUUUUAAAGAUAAUGAGAAGAGAUUUUAAAAAUAAGAAUCUUCUAUUCUCGAUUUGUAAAGGGUUGAAACGUAAACGCGUUCAUUUAUACGUAUAUACAUGUGUAUAAAUGACAAAAAAAGGAAUUACUAAACGUCGAACAACGAACCAAUAGUAGCUUUGUACGUUUCUUUCUCAUUCUUUUGUAAAACCAAAGAAGCACGUAUAUUCACACGUGCGCUUCUAAUUCGACGAUGGAAAACGAUUUUUGUUGAAAAUAUUCGAAAGGAGAGCCUUUCAAAGAGUGCUUUCUUUUUUCUUUCAUUUUUUUUCUCUUUUUUGUUUUUUUUUUUGUUUUUGAAUCGGUUCGAACCUCGGAGGGAAUUCCGUUCAAACGUUUUUCAUCUUCGUCGUAGAUAUACUGCACAAACGCAGGUAUACAUACGUACGCGAAUACAUAGACAAGAAUACUUAUACACAAAUACACACAUACACACACAUACAGAUAUAUACAUAUAUCAUAUCCCACUCAAAGAGGAUGGAGAACGUAUUUUGGUAGAAGAGAAGAAAACCAAAUUUGCGUGUCGAAGUCAUUGAUGUUGAUUCACUAUUUCCUUUAGAAAUAAAAACCAAAAUAAAAUAGAAAAAAAAAAAAACGGAAAAAAUGAGAAAAAAAAAAAGGAAAAGAAAGAAAAUAGAACAAAGAGGAAGAAAAAUUGAUGGACGAGUAAAAACUAAAGAUAACGAGGGAGAGAAACCUUAAACUGCCAAAAAAGAUACACCAGAAGCAUCUCGUGGCUAUACGCACAUACUUUGUAUUUAUCGUGUUUACAAAUGUUAGGUAAUUACUCCAUAUAGAAAUUAACACGUAAGAUUUACUCGUGUUCUCGUUUAUCAAUGAAAUAAACAACUUGAGAAAGUAAGAUCGCGUUAAAAUAUGAAAAGAAAGAUAGUAACACAAAUGUAAGGAAGAUAAAAUUUAAAGUCAAGAUAAUAUGAUCCGCGCGGUGGCUUUCUUUUUCUUUUUUUUAUCCGUUUCUUUUUCUUUUUUUUUCUUGCAAAAUAGGAUAUAUUAUGUAAUAUACAUUAUCAAGUAUUCUCUCUCGAAGCGUUGAUGUAUUUGCGUAGCAGCUAUCCGUAGAUUUCGUAGUGCUAUUGUAAAAGAAAAUGAAGAUGACCAUGAUAAUAAUGAUGACGAAGCAUGCUCCCUCGAUGUGUCGAUAAUUAUAUAUAUUAUAUAUAUAUAUAUAUAUACAUAUAAAAAAAAAUUUUACGAAAGAUUAAUAGAUGAUUAGAGAAAAAAAAAGAAAUAUAUCGUAGAUUAUUUCUGACCGUUCAUCGUAUUAUAACAAUCCUCAUAAUGGAUCGGUCAGAAUGUUUUUUUUUUUUUUUUCUUUCCCCCUUUAUUAUUAUAUGAUAUUCGCUAAUGCGAUAAGUGCCAACUUUACACCACUGUGUUUCGACCAUGCCAGGAAAAAUGUUUCAUUAUACGAGUGGCUAUAUUGUUAACAAUUAUUACAGAAUAAUCGAACAUCUUAUUAACUUUGCUAACAUUAACUGCCAUAUAUUUCAUUUAAUGAAGGCCUAGUUAAUCAAAGACAAACUGGUAAAAGAAAAAUAAUUCACACGAUAAUUGGAUGUAUUAAAUCAGUGUUAUCGUGUGAUCAUUCUUCAAUAGCCAAUACAUGAUUUGCAUUUAACUUAUCACGAAUUUCAAAUAAUUUUAACAUUCAAUUUCGUAAUAUUUGUACUGCAUUUAGACAGAUGUUUUUUUUUUACAUUAGUAAUAACUGUAUAUCUUAUAGAUAAAUAUACAUAAAUAUCAUAAUAGUAUCAUAAUAAUAGUGCUACGAAAUUUUCAAUAGGAUAUUUUUAAGAUGAACGAUUGUUCGAAUAUUUGAAAUAUUUCUCAUAAACUAAAGUCGAGCCUCUAA
Messenger RNA from Polistes canadensis, 8828 nucleotides. Its product is annotated as ankyrin repeat and SAM domain-containing protein 1A. Lineage: Eukaryota; Metazoa; Arthropoda; Insecta; Hymenoptera; Vespidae. Gene Ontology annotation, cellular component: cytosol. The transcript has 18 exons. Bases 104 to 4636 code for a protein of 1510 amino acids. The record is from RefSeq and is a predicted model, not a curated record. Gene Ontology annotation, molecular function: protein binding.